Messenger RNA from Lodderomyces elongisporus, 1302 nucleotides. It is a transcript of the gene BNA2, whose product is annotated as dioxygenase. Gene Ontology annotation, cellular component: cytoplasm. The transcript has a single exon. The record is from RefSeq and is a predicted model, not a curated record. Bases 1 to 1302 code for a protein of 433 amino acids. Lineage: Eukaryota; Fungi; Ascomycota; Pichiomycetes; Serinales; Debaryomycetaceae. Gene Ontology annotation, molecular function: metal ion binding; heme binding; indoleamine 2,3-dioxygenase activity. Gene Ontology annotation, biological process: 'de novo' NAD+ biosynthetic process from L-tryptophan.
AUGAUCCCUUCAUUAGAGGACUACGAUAUUAGUCCACUGUGGGGCUUCUUGCCCUCGCAACUUCCACUCACAAGAUUACCUCAAGACUACUAUGCACAAUGGGAGACUAUUGCUGAUAACCUCCCUUCGUUGAUCUUGACCAAACGAAUACGAAAUGUUAUUGAUAAAUUACCUUUAUUGACAAUUGACAACCUCAACAAUGAUGAAAGGGAAUAUAGAAGAGCAUACCAAGUACUAGGCUUUCUUGGACACGCCUACGUUUGGGGAACUGAUAUGCCUAUAGAUAAACUCCCGCUGCAAAUUGCUGAACCUUGGAUAGCCGUUGCCGACAAGUUGGGCUUACCACCUGUGGGGACAUAUGCCUCACUUUGCUUGUGGAACUAUAAACAGAUUAUUCCUAGUGAUGAUAUCCUUGAUCUCGAUAAUCUUACAUGCAUCAAUACUUUUACGGGAGCGAUUGAUGAGCACUGGUUUUAUUUGGUCAGUGUUUAUUUUGAACAGAAAGGUGCGUUGGCAAUAGCUACAGGUAUGGAGGCUCUCAAAUGUGCUAAAGAAGGCGACAUUCCCAUGUUAACAAAGAACUUGCAACAAAUGGCCGAAGCUAUAGAUUUACUUGGAACGGCUCUUAUGAGAAUGGAAGAGAUGUGUGAUCCGCAUAUUUUCUACUUUAGAAUCAGGCCGUACUUGGCAGGAUGGAAGAACAUGGCUAGUGUCGGACUAGAUAAUGGUGUGUUUUAUGGUAAUGAAAAAGCACCAAGAGGCUAUGCUGGAGGCUCAAAUGCACAAUCUUCUCUUAUACAGUUUUUUGACAUCAUCUUGGGUGUGAAACAUUUUGCUACUGGGGAUUUGAAAGCCGAUAGUUCGUUCAUGGAUGAGAUGCGUCAGUACAUGCCUCGGAAACAUCGCGAGUUCCUUACCGCAUUGGAACCACAUUCAACUACUAUAAAGCAGAUUGUGCAAGCUGAAGAAGACAAGGAACUUACAUUGGCUUUUGAUGCAUGUUUGGCAAUGUUGAAAGCAUUUAGAGAUAAACACAUACAGAUUGUUACCAGGUAUGUUGUUCUCCAGGCCAAAAAGAUUAACAAAAUGGGUUCGAACUCUACACUCAGAUCCGGGUUGGCUCGUAAGAAGCAGAACGGUGAAGAAAAAGGUACCGGUGGUACUUCCUUGUUACCAUUCUUGAAGCAAUGUAGAGAUGAAACAGGAAAUGCUGCCGCUGGUAGUUGGGGUAAACGGAUCCUCACAGAUGGAAUGUUGAGACUCAAGUACUCGAAACCCAAUGGAAUCAAUGAAGAUGAUUAA